This is a messenger RNA of Hippoglossus stenolepis (Pacific halibut), 2438 nucleotides long. It is a transcript of the gene mkks, whose product is annotated as MKKS centrosomal shuttling protein. Gene Ontology annotation, cellular component: cytoplasm; kinociliary basal body; nucleus. NCBI's taxonomy places the organism in Eukaryota, Metazoa, Chordata, Actinopteri, Pleuronectiformes, Pleuronectidae. The record is from RefSeq and is a predicted model, not a curated record. Gene Ontology annotation, biological process: intracellular transport; chaperone-mediated protein complex assembly; developmental process. Bases 179 to 1885 code for a protein of 568 amino acids. The transcript is spliced from 4 exons. Gene Ontology annotation, molecular function: ATP binding.
UUGACAAGCAGAUGCGCGUAAGAUGGAAGAUCUGAAGGUAGUCUUUUUUAAGUCCAACUUCACAACCCAGUCUAAAACCACACCGUUGUGUUUAAGUAACGCUACAUUCUGUGUUUAGUGUUUUAAAAGCGGCUUUAAAUGUCCAAAGUGUGGACCUGAGACUUUGCUUCGUGAGGUGAUGUCCCGACUUGUCAAGAAAUGUCCGUCUCUGUGUGUGGACCUGCCGCUGGACAACACUGACGUUUGUAACAAGCUUCGUUUACUGAGGCAGCUCCUGGCGUCUUGUUAUGGUCCGACUGGUAAACUGAAACUAGUUCACAACAACAUCGGAGGACACGUUGUCACCACCUCGACCUCAUCAGUUCUCCUCGCAGCCAUUUCAUCCUCACAGCCUCUUGUGAGCCUCAUAACAACCUCCAUCCUCAACCACGUGUCCCGGUUCAGUGACUGCGGUUUGUUCGCUGCCACUCUGUGUUUGGAUCUCAUCGAACAAGCAAAGCAAAGUGGCCUCAGAGGAAACGUGUGUAUCAGGCUGAACAGGCACUUCCUGGGUGUGUGCGUCAGUUACCUGCAGAGAGGGGACUGCUGCUGUAAAGUGAAGCUCGACUUCUGCAGCAGCCACAACCUGAUCGCAUUAGCUCGCAGUGUUAUCUCCAGCAAACCAGCAUGUAUGCUCACAGGGCAAGAGACGCUUCACAUCAGCAAGCUGGCCGUGCAGGCUUUUCUACUGACUCUUCCCUGUGACAAACCAGGCACAGUCUCUCUGGGCCAGACAGUGACCAUCUCUGUUGAGGGCCACUCUGUGCUCAACUCUGCAGUGUUUCCAGGUUUGCUGGUGGAUGUCACUGGUGUCCUAUGCAUCGACAAGUCAGAGAACCUGAGUUCCCAUCCACUGCGCACGUUGUUGUUCAGUGCAUCCCUUGCUGGAGACAUUCCUGAACUCGGAGAUGGGAUCAUCGAAGUGUCCUCGGGUGUAGACACAGACGCACAGAUCUUGGAUCAACUCCUGGAUCUUGGCAAGCAGGCGGUUGAAGAUGACGUCAAGCUCUUUGUCUGUCAGAAGGUCAUCCACCCAGUCCUACAGCAAUACCUGAGGAGUCAAGGUGUUAUUGUGAUCGAGAGAUUGGGAAUCACUCACAUGGAACCGUUCAUUCUCCUUACAGGUGCUCAUCCUGUGGCCACAUUGCACACCGCACUUCCAGCCAAGGCCUACGGGAAGGUGAGGGAUCUCAGUAUAAGGCAGUUUGGAUCCAAGACUAUGCUGCAUUUACUCGGCCCCGGGGAGUCGGCAAUCUGCACGAUGGUCCUCUGCCACAGGAACGAGACCAUGCUAAGCGAGCUGAAGGUGGUGUGCCAGAAGACAGAACAUGUGUUGAGGCUCACCCUCAGGGAGCCAUAUGCCUUAUUUGGAGGUGGGUGCACUGAGACCCACUUGGCUGCUUACGUCAGACACGAGAGCACAAACGGAGUAACGGAGUCUGCAGCAGCAUUAGGGUGCUCACAGUCACAGUACAUUCUCGGCAUGGACAGAUUCUGCAGCUCUCUGGAGUCUGUGGCCAAAUCACUGGAACACAAUGGUGGGAAUUCUUUAAUAGAUCUGACUCAUGCUCACCACUGGACCCUGCCUGCAGAUGUGAUGAACAGAUGUGUAGAGGAUAGCUUGGGCUUCUGUGGCUGUGGACUGGUGGAAGGAAGCUCAAGUAAGAAGUGGACUUACCUAAACACUAAAUAUGCUGAGUUCUCCCCUGCGGCCCUCACUACAGAUUCUCCUGUGCAGCCACGUGUGCUGGACUCCUUCACGGCUAAACUCAACGCGUUGCAAGUGGCUGUAGAAACUGCUAAUCUCGCACUAGAUGUGAGAUACAUAAUUAAAGAUGUGAACUAGUAGAAUAAGUAUUUUUGUCUCGUGCUAGAUUCUAGUUUGUGAAGAUGAAAGUGAAGAAUUAAUGUUUUUACUGUUUUUACAGUUACUGGGAAUUUUCUUAAUUUCCUUUAUUCUGUUAUUCUGUUUAUUCCUCUAUGCUAAGUCAUUGACUUAACUUCCAGCCUGUUACACUUCAAUGACUUAAAAUCCUCUUUAAAUGAAGAUUAAGUUAAGUGCGAUAAAGUUUAAAAAUUUAAUGAAUCAAAAUAAUUUGGCUUCUAUGGAACAAUUUACCAAACCAUCCCUUAUGUAAAUCAGCACGUCUCAGCUGUAGUUACCAUUGGUGAGCACUGGGAGACGCUGCAACCAAUGCUGCCACAUAUUUUGUUGCCAACACAACACCAAAAAGCACCACCAGCCUUUUCUGAAGGUUUUCUCCCCCCAUACAUUUUUUAAGUAUUACCAGUCUCAACCUGCUGGUGAAAUAAAGUCACCACCUGACAGGUAUGAAAAUACAAAGACAAACCCUCAGGCAAUCAAACGUAUUUGUAUAAAAUAAACUUUUAUAUCUUUA